AUGACUUUAACACGACGACCGAAGAGGAAAAGCGAACUUGAAGACGAAGUUUUUGUAAAACCAACCAAAACAGCUGUGAAAAACUGUGUGAAACUCAAUAUUUCGGAUGUUUUAGCGUGAGUUAUAGUUUUAUCUUGGAUUUAAGGAGUAGAGUAUAUUUUAUUGCCCGAAUAUAAACGACUUUUCAAGCUUCUGUUAAAUGAAACUAAAACAAUAUGUUUUGAAUAAUACAUGCAUUGUCAGGCCUAUUGUGUUUGGAAUUUUUCUUCGAUUGAUAGCAUUUGCGUACUUCAAGGAGUACCUUCAAGAUCAUGUUGGAUUCACAGCACAAUGGAACUCGUUUCGUCGAUUAAAAGAUGCGAUAGCCUUGUGGGACCAAAAUGGCAGCCUUUACGCCGAUAGAUUCCAUGGAGUACCUCUUCUUGCAGUUAUUUUUUAUCCACUAGUACCUCAAGAGUAUAUUCUACGUGUUUUAUUUAUUGUAAGUUGUUUUGAUGGUUUUUUCUGGAUUUAGAUUGACUAGAAUGUGACCGAUACUAAUAUUAAUAAUAUUUUAGUCUUGCGAUGUAAUUGCGGCUGUGGCAUUGUACAAAUCAGCUGGUUUUGUUUGUAAUGAAGCUGCUGAGGUGCCUGAAGUUGGUAAAAGAUUGUUGACAAUGUAUCUGUUGAACCCUUUGACAGUGGGAGUUUGUGCAGCUAUGAAUACAACUGUUAUCUUGAAUAUGGCUUUGUGUGUGGCGUUCUACUUUUUUGUAAACAGUAAGUUUGGGUUUAUUAGUUGGAGUGGAUAUUAAGAAAGAUUUAUGGUGAAAAUCAUAAAGGUCUGAUAUUGUUUUAAGGUUUAAACAUCAAAUUUGUUAGGUAUUAGUGAAAACAAGGAGCUCCUUGUUUUGCUCCUAGGAGUAUUAGCUUUUAACAAAUUUUGGUGUAUUUGUAGGUAUUAUUAUGUAAUUUAAAUGAUUUUAAAGUAAAGAAGUUAUGGUAUCUGUUUCAGAAAAACUAUGUAUGGCUACAAUUUUGGUUUGUUUGGCAUCUCAAUUGAAUAUAUAUUACCUACAACUUCUAUUGCCAAUUGUCGCUGCCAGAAUGAUAGCACAGACGAAAGACAAAUUCAAUUUAGCAUUGGCAGCAAAACAACUUGGAUAUAAGUUAAUUGCUUUUAGUCUUCUAUACAGUAUUAACUUUUUAAUCGCCAAUUGGAACGAUGUCAUUAGAGGAAACGUCUUUUUCUUGUAAGUUUUUCGAAAAAGAUAUUUUUUGUAUUUUAAAAUUAAAUUUUUUUAAAAUUAUUGUUUUCAGUUUUACUUUGGAAGACUACACACCGAAUAUGGGUAUGUAUUGGUAUCUGUUCUCGCUGAUUUUCGUGCAAUAUCGACUGUUCUUCUUGGUUAUUCUUCACUUUUUGGCUUUUAUACACGUUUUUCCGCUUUUUAAGGUUUUUUGGUGAGUUUAAAUUAGUGUUUUUUUAUUUUAUAUGUUUUAGAGAAAUGAUUUAAAGGAAGAAGAGUAUUGUUCAGGACACGGUUUUAUGUUUUUGAUUUAAAAAUUAUAUAAUUUAGGCUUUAAUAUAGGAAAACUUUAAUUUUUCGCUGUUUUGAUUCAGCUUUCAAAUAUUUUAUCGUUCCAAACGCUUUUUGUCUUUGAUAUUAUACAUUGAUAUACAACUUUUUACUUUAUGGUGGCUAGUUGAUUACAAAAUCAAUUUUAGGACAGCUCCAGUAGGCUUAUGGUUAAUAUUUCUUCAAAUGAUCACCUUAUUGUCAUCAUAUCCAACUUAUGCUGAAUUCUGCCUUUUUUUGCCACUACUAACCACAAUUAAGGCGAAACAGAAUUGUAAGUUGGGUUUUUAAGAUUAAUGGAAGUAAAUUUUGUAAAAAAUUAUUUUUGGUUUUAAUAUUUUUUUUGUACGAUGCAGUUUUGUAUCGUAUUAUGUAUUCUGAAAGGUACUAUUACAAUUGACGUCUUUUACUUUCAGCUUCCGUGUUCUUCUAUUUUCUGGUCACUUUGAUCAGUUUGGCCUGCAGCUCGUCGCUGAUAACUCUUCAACAAUGGGUUCAAACCGGCUCAGGCAAUGCCAACUUCUUUUUCGGUUCAGGCAUUGCCUACCUGAUUGGUCAAGCCUUUCUCCUUCGACAUACACUAAAAUCACUAGUCGAUUCGCUUUUCUACAAUUCGGACUUUUACAAGGCGGAUCAAGCACCUCAGUUUAGGUUUAUCAACAUUCCAAUAUUGAAAAAGGCAUGA
Bursaphelenchus okinawaensis is the source of this 2244-nucleotide messenger RNA. NCBI's taxonomy places the organism in Eukaryota, Metazoa, Nematoda, Chromadorea, Rhabditida, Aphelenchoididae. The record is from the annotation of a GenBank genome assembly.